Protopolystoma xenopodis is the source of this 279-nucleotide messenger RNA. NCBI's taxonomy places the organism in Eukaryota, Metazoa, Platyhelminthes, Monogenea, Polystomatidea, Polystomatidae. The record is from the annotation of a GenBank genome assembly.
AUGGGCAAACAUGCUGGGUUUACAGAGUACAGAUCUGCUGUUAGGUUCAAGUCCCUGCCACCUCAUAGCCUCCUCAACGCCAUGUCCACUCGACGCCCGUCUUUAGCUAGUUUGGGACGUGAAGCUGCAAACUACGCGAUUGAGUGCAAAGAAUCUCGUUGGAAAAAGUUGAGGAUAUUCAUUGGUGGGAUAUUCAAAAGCUCGGGACAAUUUAAUCAUAACACAAUCCCCAACAGAAUCGCUUUCAGGUCAAGGAAGAGGACAUAUUGGAAGUUCUAA